Messenger RNA from Ceratitis capitata (Mediterranean fruit fly), 2016 nucleotides. Its product is annotated as sialin. The transcript is spliced from 7 exons. The record is from RefSeq and is a predicted model, not a curated record. Gene Ontology annotation, molecular function: transmembrane transporter activity. NCBI's taxonomy places the organism in Eukaryota, Metazoa, Arthropoda, Insecta, Diptera, Tephritidae. Bases 433 to 1902 code for a protein of 489 amino acids. Gene Ontology annotation, biological process: transmembrane transport; monoatomic anion transport.
UAAUUCUUUUUAACACUCAAACGAUUCGUACUCAAACUAGGGAUCAUCUAUUGUUUUGUCACGUAAAAGUAUAGCCGAGACUUUAAGAUUUCGCAAAAUGCACGAAAAUGCUUUACAUAAAGUUCUCGAACGUGUUAUACAGUUAGACGUGCAGGCACAACGAAUAUUUCCACUCACAGAUGCAGUGACAUGCAGUCAACAAAGAACAAACAACUCGAAAUAUUUUUGAGUAUAUUAUUUCUUUAUACGAUGCUCGGUUGGAAGCGAUCCGCGUAGUGUAAUUCUUAAAGUUAAAAUAUGGUGUAAAUACAUACGUACAUAUAUGUACGCUGCUUUCAAUUAGAAUAAAUAUUUGUUGAAAACAAUUUUAGAUAUUUUAUUAAAAAAAAAAAAAACAAAUAAAUAAGUUGAGUGUUCUGUGUGUCAAGUGCAAUGACUCAAAUUCAGCUCGAGAGUUUGGCAACGGCGGAGAGAAAACCCGCGUCCUGUACAGAUGAACCCACGCAUUAUCCUCUUUGCUGUUCUGUACGUUUAUCCUACACAAUAUGCGCUUUCCUUGCAAUGCUGAUGCAUUUGUGCAUGCGAAAUAUAUUCAAUUUUACCAUACUCUGUAUGAGCAAUCCGGAUAAAGGCAGUCCGCCAGUGGUUAAUGCUAGUGAAUCAUUAAAUUAUUUAUAUGACAGUGAAAAUGUAUCUACAAUUAAUAAUUUGGGUGACAUUCAAUGGACACGCAAAGAAGAGUUCGCUAUACAAUCAACUUUCUACUAUGGUUACUUGGUGACACUACCGUUUGCCGGACGUUUGGCUGAUAGAUUUGGGGGCAAAUUCUUUUUUAUACACUCCGUAACUGCCCAGGCCGUACUGUUUAUGUUGAUACCGGUCUUUGCUCACAUCAGCUAUCUGGGAACGUUUAUAUUACGCUUAAUGCAGGGUUUAGUGGCCGGUUUUGGCAAUCCAGCGUUGUAUCAAUUAUUUUCUACAUGGGCUCAUCGAAGUGAACGCACUGCUUUACUCUCAUUUGCCUAUGCUGGUUACACGGUCGGUACUCUCGUUGCAUUUCCUCUCUCUGGUCUACUUUGCCGUUAUAAUUGGGAAUGGACAUUUUAUAUAGUUGGUCUCGUUGCUUUGGUUUUUGGAAUCUCAUGCAAUUGGUUAGUCUACAAUUCUUUGGAGGAACAUCCUAGAUUGUCAGCGGACGAGCGUGAAUAUUUGAAAUCAACAAACGAGGAAAAGUCAACGUCAAGUUGCAUUCCUUGGAAGAAUAUACUAACAUCGGCGCCAGUUUACGCGUUUAUAUUAACGCAUGUUUUCCACAGCUAUGGCAUAAUUGUGUUUACCAUGAUGUUGCCCCGUUUUCUAAAAGAGGCAUUGGGAUUCUCCCUAUCUGAAGCGGGAAUAUAUUCCACAAUGCCCUUUGUGGGUGGCAUUAUUGCGAAGUUCAUUAUAGUGCCCACAUGUACUUAUGUUGAAAGAAAACCAAAUUACAAGCCAACACUUUAUGGAAAAAUAUUUUAUGUUUUGUGUAUCGUCUUUACUAUUAAAUUUCUGGUCAUCGUUAUGCUGUUGAAUGCAAAACAACACAUUUUAAUUAAUAUAUGUAUUCUGCUUGUGGGAUUUUUCACUGAUUCUGCAUUUUCGGGUGGCUAUUGGCCCAGUUUAUUACACUUAACACCGUCAUAUAGUGGUUUACUGUCGGGAAUCGCAAACGCCUUUUCAACAAUUGAUGGCUUCCUGUCGCCAGUCAUUAUUUCCGCUAUAGCCGUGCAGGGCAAUAAGACUGAAUGGAAUAAUGUAAUACUUACAUUAAUUAUAUCUUACGUGUUAGCGGCCUCGAUAUUUGGAUCACUUGGCAGCUCGAAGCUGCGCUCUUGGAACAAUGUCAUUGCUACUGAAGAUGUUUAAAAUGCUGUGCCUUUUAAAUAUUUUAAUUAAAUUUUUAUAAAUUUUUUGUUUUCAUAUAAAUUAUAUUUUAUUAAUACCUACACGUAAAAUUUUUAACUCUUGUUAAUAGUUAAA